GACUGCAAUCAUCAUACAGGAGACGGUCAGAGACUGCAAUCAUCAUACAGGAGACGGUCAGAGACUGCAAUCAUCAUACAGGAGACGGUCAGAGACUGCAAUCAUCAUACAGGAGACGGUCAGAGACUGCAAUUAUCAUACAGGAGACAGUCAGAGACUGCAAUCAUCAUACAGGAGACAGUCAGAGACUGCAAUCAUCAUACAGGAGACAGUCAGAGACUGCAAUCAUCUUACAGGAGACGGUCAGAGACUGCAAUCAUCUUACAGGAGAUGGUCAGAGACUCUGAAGACAUGGUACAGGAGACGGUCAGAGACUGCAGACAUGGUACAGGAGAUGGUCAGAGACUGCAGACAUGGUACAGGAGAUUGUCAGAGACUGCAGACAUGGUACAGGAGAUCGUCAGAAACUGCAGACAUGGUACAGGAGAUGGUCAGAGACUGCAGACAUGGUACAGGAGAUGGUCAGAGACUGCAGACAUGGUACAGGAGAUGGUC
Messenger RNA from Staurois parvus, 495 nucleotides. Lineage: Eukaryota; Metazoa; Chordata; Amphibia; Anura; Ranidae. The record is from the annotation of a GenBank genome assembly.